Molecule: messenger RNA, 1108 nt
Organism: Engraulis encrasicolus (European anchovy)
Lineage: Eukaryota; Metazoa; Chordata; Actinopteri; Clupeiformes; Engraulidae
Product: E3 ubiquitin/ISG15 ligase TRIM25-like
Exons: 3
Coding region: 114-1046 (310 amino acids)
Molecular function (GO): zinc ion binding
Source: RefSeq, a predicted model, not a curated record
CCCACCCACCCUGUAUGCUCCUCCUUAGUGUUCUGAGAAGGAGCUGAGGAAGUCAGCUGUCACUCUGCUGCUGCUUCUCAGAGUGUUAAGGAAAGCUACAGAAGAGUUACAACAUGGCGUCAGUGUCUUCUCAGGAGGAGUCAUUCACCUGUCCAGUCUGUCUGGAGCUGUUGAGGGAUCCGGUGACAAUUCCCUGUGGACAUAAUUUCUGUAUAAGAUGCAUUAAUGGCUGCUGGAAUCAGGAGGAUGGGAAAGGAGAAUAUAGUUGUCCCCUCUGUAAGCACACUUUCGACUCCAGGCCUGUCCUCCACAAAAACCCACUAAUUGCUGAGGUGGUGGACAAGUUCAGGAAGACCAGUCUCCAUGUGGCUUCUCCUGCUCACUAUUAUGCUGGACCUGGAGAUGUGGCAUGUGACCUCUGCACUAGAAGAAAACUCACAGCCGUCAAGUCCUGCCUGGAGUGUCUCAAGUCAUACUGUGACGCUCACCUAAAUGCUCACAAUGAACUUGUUGAUAGAAAUCACACCAUUACCGAUGCCACAGGCCAACUACAGGAAAGGAUCUGCUCCCGUCAUAAGAAGGUUUUUGAAAUAUUCUGCCGCACUGACCAGAGUUGCAUCUGCUAUCUGUGUACGAUGGAUGAUCAUAAAGGUCAUGACACGAUCACGGCUGCAGCAGAGUGGAGUCAUAAAAAGGAGGGGUUGGGGCAGAGCCAGAGGAGAUGCCAGCAGAUAAUCCAGUUGAAGGAGAAGGAGCUGCAGGAGCUGAGGAAGGCUGCGGAGACUCUCAAGUCUGGUGCACAGACAGCAGUGGAGGGGAGUGAGAGGAUGUUUACUGAGAUGAUCCGCUCCAUUGAGAGAAGGCGCUCUGAGGUGACAGAGCUGAUCAGAGCUCAGGAGAAGGCUGAGGUGAGUCGUGCUGAAGGACUCCUGAAGCGACUGGAGCAGGAGAUUGCUGAGCUGAAGAGGACAGAUGCUGAGAUGAAGCAGAUUUCACUGACUCAGGAUCCCAUCCAUUUCCUCAAGGUAAACAUCAUUACUUUAUAGAGCGUUCAAAACAGCUAAACACAGUGGCAGUGCAGCCCUGUUAAUUGCAGUUCAAGCUCUCC